AUGUGUAAAGCAUCUACCACAGUGCCUGGAACAUGCCACUGCAUCCUGCGGCCACUGCAUCCCACGCCCAGCACCUACCACCCACCACGAUCUCUGACACCAUGCCCAAGAAGAAAGGCUAAAGGGGAUGCUAAAGGAGUUAAAGCCAAGGUGAAGGACAAACCACAGAGAAGAUCUGUGAGGUUGACUGCUAAACCUGCUUCUCCAAAGCCAGGGUCCAAGCCUAAAAAGGGCCCUGCAAAGAAUGGAGAGAAGGUACUCAAAGGGAAAAAGGGCAAAGCUGAUGCUGGCAAGGAGGGGAAUAACCCUGCAGAAAAUGGAGAGGCCAAAACAGACCAUGCACAGAAAGCUGAAGGCGCUGGAGAUGCCAAGUGA
Molecule: messenger RNA, 375 nt
Organism: Pan troglodytes (chimpanzee)
Lineage: Eukaryota; Metazoa; Chordata; Mammalia; Primates; Hominidae
Product: non-histone chromosomal protein HMG-17-like
Exons: 2
Coding region: 1-375 (124 amino acids)
Biological process (GO): chromatin organization
Cellular component (GO): chromatin; nucleus
Molecular function (GO): nucleosomal DNA binding
Source: RefSeq, a predicted model, not a curated record